AUACGAGGCUUAAGAAUGACCGACAAGGUUUUAAGAAGUGUUGCGCUCUGGAGAAAGGGAUGGACUGAAAUCCCUGUUGUAAUGGUUUCUGGUGUGCUCACAUUUGCAUCAGUUGUAAUAGCAGGUGUAACUGUGUAUAAAGAAAGAUCUAGGACACCAGAAGAGAAGAAACAGGUUCUGUUCAAGACCUACAAAAUCACUCGAAAGGAACCCACCAAUAACAACCCUCUAGUAGUAGCCUAACUUUGACCGUAAAAUAAUCAUUUUCAGAUUGAUCUAUUUAUCAAGACGAAAUUGGUAAUUUUGUUAUUUGUGAGAAGUUUUUGUUUAAGAGUUUAUUAGAUUGUUUAUAAAUUAACACAAUGUGGCCCAUUAUUAUGGCCUUUGCCAGGUCAUAUGCUGUGUAUAUAGCCUGGCCAGUUGCUGCAGUUGUAGGUUUUGUUGGCUAUAAUUUUGAAAGUGUUAUACGUAAAGAUAAGAAUACACCAUGGAAAGUAAAAAGUAUACAAGAAGAAAGAGAUGAAAGAAUAUUAAAAGAUGUCUCAAAUAAAGACUGUACUGAAGUUGACAGUUUGAAAGAAAAAAGAUUUGUUCCAAAGACAAUUUUAGGUAGAAAUGACAGCUAACUUGCAAAAAUUUUAAAAUGUGGCCAUUAAUAAAUUUUAAACACUGAUUUUGGUUUUUGUAUUCAUUUCUAUUGUAUCUUUUGGUUUAUGAUAGAUAUUUGUCACAAACAGUAACGGUAUAUAUUUUGUCUAUGUACAAAUAUAGAAUGCAAGAUUUUUUGAGAAAUGCGGCCU
Lottia gigantea (owl limpet) is the source of this 800-nucleotide messenger RNA. RefSeq lists its product as hypothetical. Lineage: Eukaryota; Metazoa; Mollusca; Gastropoda; Lottiidae. The transcript has 2 exons. The record is from RefSeq and is a predicted model, not a curated record. The coding region runs from base 363 to 626 and encodes 87 amino acids.